Messenger RNA from Eucalyptus grandis, 1304 nucleotides. RefSeq names its product dof zinc finger protein DOF5.3. NCBI's taxonomy places the organism in Eukaryota, Viridiplantae, Streptophyta, Magnoliopsida, Myrtales, Myrtaceae. Gene Ontology annotation, biological process: regulation of DNA-templated transcription. Gene Ontology annotation, molecular function: DNA-binding transcription factor activity; DNA binding. The record is from RefSeq and is a predicted model, not a curated record.
UAUAGGGACGAGUUUUCUUGUUUGGCACACUUCGAACAACUGCGCCACACCUCUCUCUCUCUCUCUCUCUCUCUCUCUCUCUCGUUCCCGACAGAUCAAGGUGACGAACUUGCUGUUACAGCUGAGAUUGGCGUGUCGUUGCAUGGAUGGAUUCUUCAGGUGUGCAACAUCAGGAAAUGUCCGGUUCGCUUGAAAGCAUGCUGGUCUGCACGAAACCCCAGCAGGACAGCAAGAAGCCCAGGCCUCAGCCAGAGCAAGCCCUAAAGUGCCCGAGAUGCGACUCCACCAACACCAAGUUCUGCUACUACAACAACUACAGCCUCUCUCAGCCCCGCUACUUCUGCAAGUCCUGCCGGAGGUACUGGACCAAAGGCGGGACCCUCAGGAACGUCCCCGUCGGCGGCGGCUGUAGGAAGAACCGGAGGUCGUCGUCGUCCUCCUCUUCUUCCUCGAAGAGAACCCAAGACCAGCAGCUCCUCACAUCCAGUGCCAAUUCGGUCCUCAAUGGACUCCCCGGGUUGAGUACUUUCGACUCGAGCGAUCUCACGCUCGCAUUCGCCAGGCUCCAGAAGCAGGCCAGCGGGCAAUUCGGGCUCGAUGACCAUGACCUUCCAAUUCUAGGAAAACCCAACAUCCACCCAAGCGAUGUUUUGGGCAACCACGGCGGUUUCCUCGAUUCGCUCCGGCACGGGUUUAUCGAGAGCCAUCAGGGCAAUUUCCAGAAUUUCUAUUACGGCCAUGGGGGCGCAAACGCCGGAGACCUGAUGGAGAAUGGCUGCGGCGCAGGAGAGAUGGGACUCGGGUACGAUCAAGAAAUGAGCGGCCCCCAGACGACGGCGGCGGUGACGAUGACGACGAUGAAGCAAGAGCUGUGCUCCGGCGGGGAAGGUGAGAACAGGAUCUUGUGGGGAUUCCCAUGGCAGCUCAAUGCCAAUUAUGCAGAUGGAGGGAACAUGAUGGGUGAACUUGAUUCUGCAAGAGGAAGCGGCUGGAGCAAUGGGCUCAGCUCCCCAUGGCAUGGCCUUCUUAAUAGCCCUCUGAUGUAGGAACUCAACAAGAUUUUCCAAGUUGAAGUGUAUGCAAUUAGUUUAAGAAGUGGCCAGAGGGCAUUAGGGGGUUCCUCCUGUUCCAGAAUGAAUGAAUCCAUUGUCUUAAAGGAAUUUGGUCCUCUGUGUGGUGUGCUAAGGGAUGAGAUUAGUCUAAAAUCAUCUCCAAUUUUUCUUGGGGGUUUUUCCUUUUCUUUUAAAAUCUUUAAUCUUUCCUUGUUUAAUUUAAUGAGAGAAUGGAAUUUCGAUUUUCCUUUU